This is a messenger RNA of Alosa alosa (allis shad), 973 nucleotides long. Its product is annotated as heat shock protein beta-1-like. The coding region runs from base 61 to 621 and encodes 186 amino acids. Lineage: Eukaryota; Metazoa; Chordata; Actinopteri; Clupeiformes; Clupeidae. The record is from RefSeq and is a predicted model, not a curated record. The transcript is spliced from 3 exons. Gene Ontology annotation, biological process: response to heat; protein refolding. Gene Ontology annotation, molecular function: protein folding chaperone.
CCCGAGUGACAGAAGGACCUCCAGCAUCUUUGAGCCGCCUCCUCCGCCUCCGUCACUUCGAUGUCUGAGAAGCGCCUUCAGGUCAACAUGAUGCAGCAGCCCACCUGGGACCCCUUCCGCGACUGGCAGCAGGGCAGCCGCCUCUUCGACCAGGCCUUCGGCAUGCCCUUUUCCCCCGAGGACUUCCCCCAGUGGACCAACUCCCACUGGCCCGGCUACUUGAGGCCCCCUGGCUCCAUGUACAACAACAACUUCUUCUCCCAGGGGCCCUACGCCCGCUCCCUGUCCCGCCAGAUGAGCAGUGGCAUGUCCGAGAUGAGACAGACACGCGACCACUGGAGGGUCUGCCUGGACACCAACCAGUUCUCUCCCGAGGAGCUGGUAGUCAGAACCAAGGAUGGGAUGGUCGAGAUCAUCGGGCAACAUGAGGAGAGAAGGGAUGACCAUGGAUUCAUCAGCAGGAGUUUCACUAGGAAAUACACUCUGCCCCCUACUGUUGACUCUGAGAAGGUCACCUCCUCUCUCUCACCUGAGGGUGUGCUGACCAUUGAGGCUCCUCUUCCUAAGCCUGCUCUGCAAGCAGGCGAGGUGUCCAUCCCCGUCUCCAAGAUGAAGAAAUAAACAGGAAUCACCAGGCCACAUUGGAGAGGAGCCAUCGUUCGACCCCAUGAUCCAGCUGCUGACACACAUCUACCCAGCUCACUAGCCGAGCUUUUGGUUCCUUAUUUUUACAUUUUGGUAUGCAAUGUUGUUUUUUUUCCUGUCCAGGUUGUCAUCAUUAGCUGUUUAAAAUUUUUUUAGACCAUUGUUUUAUAACGGCUAUGAAAGCAAUCAGUGAGAAGUAAAUCAAGCAUAUACGUAACCAGUUUGUUAUCUAAUCGAGUGAAAUGAGUGAUACAUUGUACAAAACCAGUGUCUGUACUGAAAUGCUUCAAAACAGCAAACUAGAAACUAAUAAAAAUCUGUUUUAGAA